UCCCUGUACUUAACACAUUAAUCCAUUUUUAUUCUCUGCUCUCAAUACGACUGUGCCAAGGCUAUCCCUGAUCAAUUAGACAAAAUUACGUGUUUUAAACUUGACCUCAUUCAUAUACUACCAAAAACAGUUACCCCUUACAGCAUCCGCUCUGCGAUCGCACGCAGGUCCAGUUAUGUGCGCUAGUGCUCAUGUGUCAACCUGUUUGAUCACCAAUCAUCCCUUCGAACGAAUCAAAAAUACAUAACAUUCAAUCUUCAACAACCAUCCAUUCACCAACCGCUUCAACGAAACGACGACGAACGAAGGUGAGCAUCCGACAACCGAGGUCCAAAAACUCCGCCGAAAACCUCAUUUGACCGCGAUUUCCGUUCCCAUACCACCUCGUACGACACAUUCACAUUCGAUCGUGGCGGCACACCGCCAACCCACCAAAGCACCGCUUGAAGCCGGCCGGAUACAAAUUUGAUAACCAAACGGUCGCAGCACACCUUCUUCGCAAGAACGUGGGGUCAUAAGAGAAAUAUGAAAUCCUUAUCUCGUUCGCGGUCCGACUUCACGGCAGUGUCUCGAUCCAGAAUGAACCACGCGCGAUCGCGCGUGAACCACUCGAUCAAGCCACCACCUCGGACCACCACACGGCCCAAGUAAUCGAUCAAACAUAAAACGCAACAUACGAAGGCUGGCUGCCCGCGCGGUGAUUGGUCCAUGGCGCGUUGAUCUCAGCCGCCCGCCCGAUACCCACCAGGUCGGAUGCUGCAUGAACUCAGCCGCCCGCCAAGCGCGAUCAGCGAUCGCUUGCCUCUGGUGAAAGAGAAACGUAACGCCUGCUCGGCUUUGGUUUGGAUGAAGCCACCACAUGAUGUUGCGCGCGCGAAGUUGGUCGCGCUCGGAUUCGGUUGGAGUUGGUUUGACUUGACUUGGCACCACAGCCAGCACCAACUGUAGCUCCCUUUUGGUUGGGCACCACCAGUCAGUUCUGUUUCGGAUCUGCUUGCGUUACGAGCUCCUAAAACCGUGUUCCAACCCGUGGUCGUUUUCAGCAGUGCGUUGUUCUUGGUGAUUGAUUGGUGGAGAAGUCCUCACGUGGCUUCGAAGUUCUUGGAUUUGGGUUUUUCGGAGAAUUGCUUGAAGUUUGGCGAUCUAGGAGAUUGUUUUUUGGAAAAUUUGUGUGUUUUGAGGGUGGAUCUGCUGAUUAGUGAAAUCUUCGCAGAAGAUUUUGGGAAGUUGUAGUGAGGAGAAUUUCUGAAUAUCCGUGACCCAGUAAGAAAAUCAUGCAAUAAUUCUGCAGUACAGAGAACAAGUGAACGUGAAAUAUCUAAGGCCAUCAUGGAAACCCCGUCGACCAGCUCGGAAGUUCCGAAGCGACACAGUCUGACUGUGUCCAGCGAAAGCGAAAGUGAAACCGUCAAACUGUCCGAUUCUGGCUCUGUUUCGCCCCAGCUGCCCCAUAAGGCUCCGAAGAAGGUUUCGUUUUCCGAUGAGCUCCCGCAGGAGUCCGCGACUUCCUCGGGAACCUCCGUGCCCGGAUCGACGACCGUGACCCAGAAAAGUGAAAGUGUCAAACUAGCUCAUGGUGACGUAAACCCGUUUGUGUUUGUGCUCCAGAAGAAUGAUUCCUACAUGAACAACCUUCACCAGAUGGAGCCUUCCCCGUCCGUAGUGCCGUUGACCAAUUCGGAUGUGUUCCCGAAUCAGCGUCGCGCUUCGGCCAACGGUCCCAACGAAAGUGAAACCGUCGUUGACCUUGAACCGAAGCCGUCGGCAUCGAUCUUGAAACCCAGUGACCCAGUUCCGAUUCCGGCGGCAGCCGCCUCGACCUUCGAUCCCAUUUCCGCCGGAUUGGUGAAUGAUCUGAAGACCCAACGUGACUUGGUGGAUGCAGCGAUGGUGCCCGCCGGAAAAAAGAAGAAUUUGGCUGACAGUGACAAGAUCGAGAAGAGUGCUUUGGGCAAUGGUGAUCAGCAGCCGCCGCCGGUAGUUAGUGCUAUGGAACUGGAAGUGAAGCGAGACAAGCGCCGUUGGCUGCUGAUUUCGGAGCUGAGUGCGAUCUUCGGCGAGGAGAAGCAUACCGUCGACGGAUUUAAGCGGAUCUUCCGAGAACAGGCCUUUCUGCAGAAUCUCUUCCGGCUGUUCGACAUGGACGGGGAAAAUUGUCUAGUGCAGGACAAGUGGAUCGAACAUCUCAAGGGGCGUUUGACUGACGAGAAACAGAUGGACUUCGCCGAGCAGCUGGAAUCGGUUGCGUACGUGUUAUGCGGCGAAGGAACGGUUUCCUAUGAAAAGUUCUGCCAAAUAUGGCACGCCAAAGGGAUCUUGGACAAGCUGUAUCGGCUAAUCGACGUUGACUCCACCAACCUGCUGUCGACCAAUCAAAUUAUGGAAUUCAUCUCAAACCUCACCAACUCGCGACCCCGAACCGGAUUCGACAAAAUAUCUCUGGAACGGUUGGAGCAACUCUUCAUUAAAACCGUCGGCAACGAGAAGGAGAUUCGACGGGAAGAAUUCAAGAAAAUUGUCACAUCCAAAAAUCCCUUCUUCACGGAACGGGUCUUCCAGAUCUUCGAUAAGGACAACUCCGGGUCCAUUUCUCUGCAGGAGUUUAUCGAUGCCAUUCAUCAGUUCGCGGGGCAGUCUCCGGAGGAUAAAAUUAAAUUUUUAUUCAAAGUGUAUGAUUUGGACGGUGAUGGGCUGAUACAGCAUCGAGAGCUGCAACAUGUGAUGCGCGCCUGCAUGGAAGAGAACGGAAUGAGAUUUUCCGAGGAUCAGAUCGAGGACCUCACGAUGGCAAUGUUCGAAGACGCUGACAAGUUCAACCGGGGAGCCAUCACCUAUGAAGCACUCAAAAGUCAGCUGGAAAAACAUGGUGGACUGCUGGAAAAUUUAAGCAUCAGCAUCGACCGGUGGUUGGUUCCGCUUCCGCAGGAGGACUCCACCCGGAAAAAGCACAAGAAGAAACCGCUACCGCACCAGCUGACGGCACCGUACAUCAAGAACAAUUACGUCUACCUUUCGUUUCUGUCCGUCUUCAUCCUGAUCAACGUGGGCCUGUUCAUAUCGCGUGCGAUUCAGUACCGCAAGAGCAACGGAUUUGUCAUCCUGGCGCGAGCCUGCGGUCAAUGUCUCAACUUUAACUGCGCCUUCAUCCUGGUAUUGAUGCUGCGGCAGUGUAUCACAUUUCUCCGGACCAGAGGAUUUACCGCGUUUCUGCCACUGGAUCAGCACAUCUACCUGCAUAAACUGACCGGGAUGCUGGUGGCAGCAUAUAGUCUGCUGCAUACCAUCAUGCAUCUGUUUAAUUUCACGACGAUCGUUGUCAACGAUCCGGUGGUCAACGCGAAGAACUUCACCACCGCCGAGUGGCUGUUCACGUCCCGGCCCGGUCUGUUCGGCCUGGUCGGCGGUUGCGCUAAUCCAACCGGAUUCGCACUGUUCUUCAUCCUGCUGGUUAUGUUCAUCUGUUCGCAGCCGUUCGUUCGCCGUGGAGGCAGCUUCGAAGUUUUCUACUGGACUCAUCUGUUGUACGUACCUUUUUGGAUUCUGGUACUCUUCCACGGGCCCAACUUCUGGAAGUGGUUCAUCGUUCCCGGAUUCAUCUACAUAGUCGAGCGGACCGUUAGAUUAGUUUGGAUGCGAACAGAGCAUGGCAAGACGUACAUCUCCUCCGGAUUGUUGCUGCCCUCCAAGGUCACCCAUCUGGUCAUCAAGCGGCCAUUUCACUUCUGCUUCCGUCCGGGCGAUUAUGUGUUCGUAAACAUCCCGGCCAUUGCCAAGUACGAGUGGCAUCCGUUUACGUUGAGUAGCGCACCAGAACAAGAGGACUACAUCUGGCUGCAUAUCCGAGGCGUUGGCGAAUGGACCAACCGACUGCACAGCUUCUUCGAGCGGGAACAGGAACGCCUCCACAGCGGAGAGAUCCCCGCAGUCAUUGCCGGUUGUUCGACCACCCCGUCUUCAUCUUCUAGCACCGAAAAUGUCCAAGAGAAACCUAAGGAAGUCCCGCUGAAAUUCUCCGCAGGCAUAACCAAACCCGUCAGCGUUGAAUCCCCGUUGGCAAAGACUACGGAAAACACUUUCGACAAGCCUUUGGUCAACAAGCGAAUGCCUCCCGGAACGUCCAAACUGGCGAUGGAAAGCUACACCGCUCCUCCACCUACCGCACCACCAAAGUUCGACAGGCAGCUAUCGGAGAACAAGGCCAUCAAAAAGAUCCAAGCCACGCUUCAGAGAACAUUCUCUCGAAAAGACGCGUUCCGUGGCGCUGGAGUCUCAAACGACGCGUUUACCGGCGACGAUGGAUUGGAAGAGCCCAAACGUAAGGUCACUCCGGAGCACAACCUGCACAAGCUGCUGUUCCAGCAGAAGGUCCCACUGGAGAAGUCGCUGUCCAUGCCCGAUAUGCAGAACAAGGUCAAGAAGCGUGAACGGAUGAUGGUUCUCCGCGAAUACAUGCGCUCCGAAUCAGAGCGAUCUUUCGACGAGGUCCAGAUCCGCAAGGCACGUCUCCAAUCGCUGGGUCUUGCCUACCUUAGCCCGCAGAACAAAUCCCUGGCCCAAAGUUUCCGUUACAUGCGCAACAAGCCCACCAUCAUCGCUUUCAAAACGCCAAGUCUGGAGAACUGCGAACCACGUGACUCAACCAACUCGAUGGUCGUAUCCCCGGGAGUGUUCACCCAAAAAGAAGCGGAAGAAGGCAAAAUCGUCCACCGAAGCAGCAGCACCAGCCCCCACAAGCCCGGCGCCACCGACGAAGACAAACUGCAACGCCCAGUCAACUAUCCCGUUGGUAAACCCCUGGAAAUCUACAUCGACGGUCCGUACGGAGCCCCAUCCAGUCACAUCUUCCAAGCACAGCACGCCAUUCUCAUUGCCACCGGCAUUGGAGUGACCCCAUUCGCUUCGAUCCUGCAAUCCAUCAUGCAUCGCUACUGGAAGGCACGGCACUGCUGCCCCCGGUGUAACUUCGAGUGGUCCAGCGAGAUUCCACCGACGAUCAUGAACCUCCGGAAGGUGGACUUCUUCUGGAUCAAUCGGGACCAGCGGUCGUUCGAGUGGUUCGUGAACCUCCUGUCGCAGCUGGAGAUCGAACAGGCCGAACUGGGCGGAGCCAUGGAACGGUUCCUGGAGAUGCACAUGUACAUCACGAGCGCGCUGCAGAAAACCGACAUGAAGGCCGUCGGACUGCAGCUGGCGUUGGAUUUGCUACAUCAGAAGGAAAAACGUGAUCUCAUCACGGGCCUAAAAACGCGCACCAACGCUGGCCGGCCCAACUGGGACAAGGUGUUCAAACAGAUCCAGGACCAGAAGAAGGGCAAAGUGACCGUGUUCUACUGCGGUCCACCUCAGCUGGCGAAAACGUUGCGCUACAAAUGCGACCAGUUCGGCUUCCAAUUCCGGAAGGAGGUGUUCUAGAGGAUCGCUCGUAGGCCAAGGCCUCGAGUGCACGUUAAUUUGAAUUAAUUUUGAACAUUGAUUAAUUGUAGUAGUGUCGACCUAAGUGUUCUUAAUGUUAUUUAAAUUUGUUUUAUACUCUUGUAAAUUAUUGCCUCAUGUAUUCGUCAAUCUAACACAACGUCGUGUCAUUGUAAUAAACACAUUUAAUUUAUUGAUGAAACCGUUCUUUCGUGCAAAUAAAUUCAAAUUUGAAAGCUUCGUA
This is a messenger RNA of Aedes albopictus (Asian tiger mosquito), 5656 nucleotides long. It is a transcript of the gene Nox, whose product is annotated as NADPH oxidase 5. The coding region runs from base 1330 to 5412 and encodes 1360 amino acids. The record is from RefSeq and is a predicted model, not a curated record. Gene Ontology annotation, biological process: defense response; superoxide anion generation. Gene Ontology annotation, cellular component: plasma membrane; NADPH oxidase complex. The transcript has 16 exons. NCBI's taxonomy places the organism in Eukaryota, Metazoa, Arthropoda, Insecta, Diptera, Culicidae. Gene Ontology annotation, molecular function: superoxide-generating NAD(P)H oxidase activity; calcium ion binding.